AUGCCGCCCUGGAUCCUCUCCAAAUGCUACCACUGCGUCAUGACCAGUUGCAUCAUGGUAUGUAUGGGACAUUUCUCCAUCCACAACCGCAAGGCCCUCCAGUGGGUGGCGAAGAUGGCCCAGUACACGACUGGGACCGCACUUCCACUCAUCCAGAACAUCUACUCGAAACGCUGCCUGAGGAAGGCACGCAGCAUCAUCAAGGGCCCCACACAACCCCCAGCCACGAGCUGUUCUCUCCCCUACUCAGACCCCUCACCUCCCCAUAGACGUCCUCACAGAGACCUCCCUACACAGAGACCUCCCUACACAGAGAUCUCCCUACACAGAAACCUCCCUACACAGAGACCUCCCUACACAGAGACCUCCCUACACAGAGAUCUCCCUACACAGAAACCUACCUACACAGAGACCUCCCUACACAGAGACCUCUCUACACAGAAACCUACCUACACAGAGACCUCCCUACACAGAGACCUCCCUACACUGAGAUCUCCCUACACAGAGACCUCCCUACACAGAGACCUCCCUACACAGAAAACUCCCUGCACAGAGACCUCCCUACACAGGAACCUCCCUACACAGAGACCUCCCUACACAGACCCCUCACCUCCCCAUAGACGUCCUCACAGAGACCUCCCUACACAGAGACCUCCCUACACAGAGACCUCCCUACACAGAGACCUCCCUACACAGAAACCUACCUACACAGAGACCUCCCUACACAGAGACCUCCCUACACAGAGACAUCCCUACACAGAAAACUCCCUACACAGAGACCUCCCUACACAGAAACCUCCCUACACAGAGACCUCCCUACACAGAAACCUCCCUACACAGAGACCUCCCUACACAGAGACCUCCCUACACAGAAACCUCCCUCCACAGAAACCUCCCUCCACAGAAACCUUCCUCCACAGAAACCUCCCUACACAGAAACCUCCCUACACAGAGACCUCCCUACACAGAAACCUCCCUACACAGAAACCUCCCUCCACAGAAACCUCCCUCCACAGAAACCUCCCUCCACAGAAAUCUCCCUACACAGAAACCUCCCUACACAGAGACCUCCCUACACAGAGGCCUCCCUACACAGAGACCUCCCUACACAGAGACCUCCCUCCACAGAAACCUCCCUACACAGAAACCUCCCUACACAGAGACCUCCCUACACAGAGGCCUCCCUACACAGAGACCUCCCUACACAGAAACCUCCCUACACAGAGACCUCCCUACACAGAGGCCUCCCUACACAGAGACCUCCCUACACUGACCAGUAGAGAGCCAGGAUGGGUUAAGUGGCCAUUUGGGCUCCAUCCAAGCAGAUGA
Molecule: messenger RNA, 1329 nt
Organism: Oncorhynchus mykiss (rainbow trout)
Lineage: Eukaryota; Metazoa; Chordata; Actinopteri; Salmoniformes; Salmonidae
Source: RefSeq, a predicted model, not a curated record